Messenger RNA from Dicentrarchus labrax (European seabass), 1100 nucleotides. Its product is annotated as H-2 class II histocompatibility antigen, A-U alpha chain-like. Lineage: Eukaryota; Metazoa; Chordata; Actinopteri; Moronidae. Gene Ontology annotation, biological process: peptide antigen assembly with MHC class II protein complex; antigen processing and presentation of exogenous peptide antigen via MHC class II; immune response. Gene Ontology annotation, cellular component: membrane; MHC class II protein complex. Bases 65 to 811 code for a protein of 248 amino acids. The transcript has 5 exons. The record is from RefSeq and is a predicted model, not a curated record. Gene Ontology annotation, molecular function: MHC class II protein complex binding.
UUGUUUCCUUAUUGGUAACAAAUGAAACAAUGCUCCAUUCAGACUCUAACAGAGAGUUUGAACCAUGAAGAUCUACUCCGACAUGCAGCGCUCUGCUCUCAUAAUCCUGACGCUCAACAGCUUCUGUGCCUUCUCACAAAUUCCCCAUGAAUUUGUCAAUGUUGUGGGCUGCUUUGUGAACGGCACAACUGAGGUGCUGUUUGAAUUUGAUAAUGAGGAGAUUUUAUAUGUGGAUUUCCAAAAACAGGACAUUGUGUACACUGUGCCCAGACUUAUUGGUCCUGAUCCAGAUAAAAUUGUGGGGCAGACCUAUGCGAGAAUACUAGAAGAUGCUGUGACAAAUAGGGAACUAUGUUUAGGUAUAACUGCUGUCGCCGCAGCAGAAGAGAAAAAUCCACCAGAAGAAAAAGACCCCCCUGAGAGCAUCCUCUACCCUACAGAAAGAGUUGAGUUGGGAGUUGAAAACAGCCUCACCUGCUUUGUGAAUCAUUUCUACCCACCUGAUAUUAAAGUCAGCUGGACUAAAAAUGGUCGUCCGGUGUCAGAAGGGGUGUCACUCAGCCGAUAUUAUCCCAAUAAUGAUCAGACCUUCCACCAGUUCUCAACCCUGACGUUCACACCGAGGGAGGGUGACAUGUACAGCUGCACUGUGGAGCACUCAGCUCUGGACAGCCCUAAGACAAGGAUCUGGGAACCUGAAGUGACUCCUCCCGGUCUUGGACCAGAUAUUUUCUGUGGAGUGGGUCUGACUGUGGGCUUGUUGGGAGUUGCAGUUGGAGUAUUUUUCAUUGCCAAAGGACACCAUGGAUAAUAAUAUGAAUAUAGGAAGAUUGUUAACAUUCAAAAGGAACACAUUAGACUGCACCCAUUCAUAUUUAAUGAAUUACAAACACUGUAUAAUCAUCAUGUAUAUCCUAGCUUAAAUAUGUGCUUUAUAUUCUUAAAUAAAGCAUAUAUUGCAUAUAUAUAUUCAUGGAAAAUGUAAGUAUGCUACAGGAUAUCUGUUACUACUACAUUUAUUUGCGUAAACUUGCAAAAAAUGCAUUAUAAAACCUUGUUUGUUCUUAACACAACAUUAUAAAUAAAUCAGUGGAGAUAAA